UGCAGCCGUCGGUAAAGCCGAGGACGGUCGUUCACACGCGGACUCCAGCCGAUCCGUCGUUUCUGCAAACCCAGAUCGAAGCCCAGGGGCCGCGCGAGUCCCCCCUUUUGCAGCGAGCAGCUGAUUUUGUUUUUCCUUUCUGGCCAAUGGCGAGCAAACGCUCCAGAAGGGAAACUGCAUGAGUCAUCUUCUGCAGAUAAGCUGAAAUAUUAAUAGUUCUCUCUCCAGCCGCUCCCGCGCCGGAGCCUCCCUGCCAGACCCGCGGGGAGGCGGCGCGCGGCCACCUCGCUCCGAAGCCGGCCAGGCCGGAGGUGCCGAGGGGCCCAGGCUCGCGCGCAGAGCUCUCCCUCACCCGCCCUGACCGGCGCGUCUCCGGGACCGAUGGACGCGCGCGGGACCCGCCGCGCUUAUUGCCGGAGUGACCAGGACAUCACCUUCUGGAAGUAAUGCCCACAGAAAGCGGGAGUUGUUCAACUGCUCGCCAAGCAAAACAGAAACGCAAAUCUCAUAGCCUUUCUAUACGAAGAACUAACAGCUCGGAGCAGGAGAGGACGGGCCUGCCAAGAGAAAUGUUAGAAGGACAAGAUUCUAAACUGCCUUCCUCAGUUCGCAGUACACUUCUGGAACUGUUUGGACAAAUAGAAAGAGAAUUUGAAAACCUUUAUAUUGAAAACUUAGAAUUGCGUAGAGAAAUCGAGACUCUUAAUGAACGUUUAACUGCUGAAGGACAAGCAAUCGAUGGGGCAGAACUGAGUAAGGGCCAACUCAAAACAAAAGCCAGUCACAGUACCAGCCAGCUUUCUCAGAAGCUGAAGACCACUUACAAGGCCUCCACCAGCAAGAUCGUCUCCAGCUUCAAGACCACCACAUCGAGGGCCGUGUGCCAGCUCGUGAAGGAAUACAUUGGUCACAGGGACGGCAUCUGGGAUGUCAGUGUGGCGAGGACACAGCCCGUGGUGCUGGGGACUGCGUCUGCUGAUCACACGGCUUUGCUGUGGAGUAUAGAGACUGGAAGGUGCCUCGUCAAGUACACAGGCCACGUGGGUUCAGUAAAUUCUAUAAAAUUUCAUCCAUCAGAGCAGUUGGCUCUCACUGCUUCUGGAGAUCAGACUGCUCACAUUUGGAGAUACGCAGUUCAGCUGCCAACACCUCAGCCUGUUGCCGACACUAGUCAGCAGAUAUGUGGUGAAGAUGAAGUAGAGUGCUCAGAUAAAGAUGAGCCUGAUGUUGAUGGAGACGUGUCCAGUGACUGUCCUACCAUCCGGGUGCCACUCACGUCUCUUAAGAGCCACCAGGGAGUGGUUAUAGCUGCUGACUGGCUGGUUGGGGGGCAGCAGGUGGUGACAGCCUCCUGGGACAGAGCGGCGAACUUGUACGACGUGCAGACGGCGGAGCUUGUCCACUCGCUGACAGGGCAUGACCAGGAGCUCACGCACUGUUGCACACACCCCACCCAGCGGCUCGUGGUGACUUCCUCCCGUGACACGACUUUCCGUCUCUGGGAUUUCAGGGACCCUUCCAUCCACUCUGUGAAUGUUUUCCAGGGCCACACGGACACCGUGACUUCUGCUGUGUUCACCGUCGGGGAUAACGUCGUUUCAGGCAGUGAUGACCGCACUGUGAAGGUUUGGGAUUUAAAGAACAUGAGAUCCCCCAUUGCCACAAUUCGUACAGACUCUGCCAUCAACAGGAUCAAUGUAUGUGUUGGCCAAAAAAUCAUUGCCCUCCCACACGACAACCGACAAGUGAGAUUGUUCGAUAUGUCGGGCGUGCGGCUAGCACGGCUCCCCCGCAGCAGUCGACAGGGCCACAGAAGAAUGGUGUGCUGCUCGGCGUGGAGCGAGGACCACCCCGUGUGCAACCUGUUCACGUGUGGGUUUGACAGGCAAGCCAUUGGCUGGAACAUAAACAUCCCUGCGCUGUUACAAGAGAAGUAACGUCGCCGGCGCUCCUAGGUCUUGUAGUUUGCCAUGGACCUGUGACUGGUGCAGGCUUUUCUCAUAUUGAUCAGCCAUUUUUGUGAGACUUGGACCCUGAAAAGGGUGAUUUGUAUAUGUUCUUUUCACAUUGUACCCAGCUUGCAUGAAAUGUAAAGAAAAAUGUGUGGUCGUGUUUUUAUUGUCCUGUGUGUGUUGGCAUCCUCUGGUCAGUAGAAAUGCAGCCCCUCCCUGGAGCACGUCACGUGUUAUGUUACUGGCAUUUGACAGAUGACAGAGGGCAUUACAUUCGUGUGAGUUAAAUGUGAACCUGUGUACUUACUGUGAGGUGUAAGUAGUCUGUUGGUUUCUGGAGUAAUUAUACACGUCUACCUUGGCCUGGGAAGACUGCAGAGCUGCAUUUGCAUUGGCUCCUGAAGGCAGGAGUGGUCAAAGAUGUCAUGUUUACUUCCACAUGAAGUUUUAGGACGUGCUAUCUUGUAAUUCAACUUCAACUCUAUGUUCUGUUACAGUUCUGUAAGAUUAACCUGGAUUUCAGAAAUUAAAAAAAAUAGCAUGGAAUGUUGAGUUUGCAACAUUCAGAGAGUUUCUUUUGAAAAGAAAAAGUUUCUGCUCUUUUUAUAGAAAAUCAUUUUAAUCUCCUGAGGUCUCAUACUAGCAAAUUCUAAAAAAUAUAAUUAUUCUAAUCACUGAUUUAAGAUAUUAAGCAAAAUUUAAAGCACUUUAGUUUAGAGCUAUAGUUAUAAACAGUUUUUAGAAGUUUCAAAUGAUUUAUCCAUUGAAUGUGACUCGACCUUUUUAAGAAAGCCCUGCUACCUGAAAACAAAUCCUUAUGUAUUUUCUACACCUUUGGUUUGUAUAUUUCUAAAUGGGUUCACUUCCUAGGUGGUAUUUGAGAGCCAACAAUGCAAGUAAAUGAGUACUACCUCAAAAAUGUACUUGGAAAACUUGGGAGUGGGAGUCUCACUCUUGCCUAGUGAAAGCACUUUGACUUAACAGCUGGAACACAGAAUUCAGUUCAGAAGGCAGGAAAGACAGUCACAGCAGAUGUGUCCUGAAGGUGAAAGGCUCUUCCAUGAGCUUUUCAAGACCUAUUGUCUCAGUAGCGGGACACCUCUCACUGUCUGAGUGGGCCAUCACUCCUGCCUUCCUAGGAGCCACUGUUUUCUGGUGUUUGUGAGUUCAUGCUUCUUGUUGAGUUAGGGUUUUGAUAAAAGCAUCUCAGUGCUCUGUGCCUCGUAGUUUUACUCUUUAAAUGUGUCUGCUUGGAGACUGGCUUCUUGGAGAGAGGCACGAGAAGCUAACGUUGAAAAGCAUCAUGGGCGACCCCCGUUCUGUGUUUCCUGUUCUGGGGUGACACGGGAGCUGGAGCUGGCAGCUGGUGGAGUGCCAUUCAGUGAGAGGUGGUAUAAGCAGAGUGUCAGGCCAUCCUUCGCUGGGGCGUCCCUAGUGGAUGUGCCUCCUUAGCAGCUCCUUUUGCUCAGGUCCUGCAGUAGCUGAUCUUAGGAACUCCACCCCGAAUUGUUCAGAAUGAUUCUGAAAUGCUUUCCACAGCCUGGAAGGGAAGACGGGACCAGGAGAAACCAGUAAUGACAUAGUGCACUAUUGAGGUUGCUAGCUAAGGGACAAACAACAGAUGUUUUAGAGGAACUUUAUUUUCAAAACUCAAGAAUUUGUUGUAUUUUUAAAGUCUGACAGUCCUGCGACCACACUGUUUGAGAACGAAGUCAGGCCUGUCACUGAGGCGGGUUAGGACGUCAGGUGGCAGGCCCUGCUCUCCCGAGUGUUCUCAGGGCAGUUGUUGGUGGCCACGUCUCCUUUACUGCCCCACACCCUGAAGGUGUGACCACAGACGACUUGGAGUGAUAAGCUGCACGGCCACAGGCUUGUGUUCCUUUUGUGAUGUGAUUUGAAUGUCUGGGUGUCUUAGAAUCAUUGUUAGGAACAUUGAAAAACGUAUACAGAUAGCUAAGUCAAACUUAAGAACCAGAUCUCUGCCAGAUUAAAAAAAUUUGAAGCUUUUAGGUCUAUGUUUGUGAUGGCCUUUUAGUUCUGUGCAGACUAGCGCCCUUCAUGGCCAGCAGCUGCUCACCUUUUCUCGCUAAGUGGAGGGGCCACCCUCCUCACUCAUCUGCACCAGGACGGAAGGCCGCGUGGUGCUCCAAUAGCUUCUCAGGAGCAGGACAUGCUACAGCUGACUACCGCGUCGUCCUCUGACGUGAUUCCAUCCAGCUGCUGCUGUGGCCAUAGUGGUGGUGUUUUCAGGAGUCAUGAAGGAGAUGGGGAUAGUGAGUGUGUGCGUGUGCAUGGAUGUGUGUGCCUGCGUGAAUGUGCAUCUGUGCACAUGUGUGACUGACAUUGUCAUGUUAUCAGCCACAUGUCAUCUCAUCUGAAAUAGUAUUUGGAGAUGGGAGUGGUUUUGUCCUAUAUGCUGACAUGUCCAGAAUUUCAUUUGAUAAUGGAAGGAAAAUGGGUGGUUACUGAAAAACAUAUAUUGAUGGAGAAUUUCAUAGACGAGAUGCUGUUGGACAAGGCAACACUCUUUUUCUCAGCGACUGCACAUCAGUUUCUGUAGAGUCAAAAAUUCUGUACAUAUUUUGGAAUCUGAAGAAUCUUAUGUAAAUGAUUUGUUGCUUAAAUCUGUGAAAAACAAGUUUCUUUGGGGGGAAAAUAUGCAUUUAUAAGUGUUGUGUAGAAGCAAGUGUUUUUAUUGUGUUGAUGUAAUUGUUUUUAAGUGUUCAAUGUCUUCAUUGCAAUAUGAAAUUCAUUAAAAAUCCAUGUUCCGUAAUUACUAUUGUAAAAGUUUUAUGUUAUUAGGAGUCUCUUUUUUAUUGUUUUAUUUUGUGUUUUUUGUUUUGCUUUGUGAAACAUUGUUAAUGGCCGCUAAACAUCACAAUGAUGUAGAAACUGAACAAAUUAAUUAUAGCAUUGCCCACCUGAAAAAUUUGUUUUAGACUUAAAAGAUGAAUUGUGUUGUAUUUUCUUUCUGUCUGUCAUGCUAAAAUUAAAUGAUACAUAAUUAUGCUUCUCCA
This is a messenger RNA of Equus caballus (horse), 4969 nucleotides long. RefSeq names its product WD repeat domain 37 (gene WDR37). NCBI's taxonomy places the organism in Eukaryota, Metazoa, Chordata, Mammalia, Perissodactyla, Equidae. The record is from RefSeq and is a predicted model, not a curated record. Gene Ontology annotation, molecular function: protein binding.